AAUAGCACGAUGGGGGAUAGCAUCAGAUCUUCAAUAUGAGCUCCACUCGACCAAGGCUAAAGCUUAUGAGGCCCAUAUUCAUACCACGGAUGAACCAUUCUGGAUCUUCCUUACUCUAUUCUUUCCAAUUUCACCGACUUUGUCCUUCGGAGUGCCCGUGCUUCUCCCGUUGGCCGACAUGGACGAUCCAUCUUCCCAAGGGACGUAAAGAAACAUAAAUUCUACCGUUCCCACACUCCGAUUCUCCUUUACACAUCUCCCAAUCCAAAAGUUAAUUAUAUUGUUUCAUUGAAUUUGCUUCCAAACACAUUUCAAGUCUCUCUCGCCUUGCACUCUAGACUUGUACCACUUGCCAUACAUGCUCAAAGUUAACCGUAACAAUGGACGUUCAGGGCUCUGGAAGAGAAUACUGGGAAAGUUCACCAUGUAUGGACAUGCACGAGUCCUCUCCUCUCGCAUCCAUAGCUUAUCGUCCUGCUAAAUCGACCGGUUUGGACACUGAGUACAAUGGACAUGGGCAACCUCCCGCUGUCUGUGUCUCCGACAGCCCCCUAGGAUGUGAUAUGAGGCCGAAUCAGGGAAUACUUACUCCCGUCGAGGAACCCCCUGUGGAUACGGAAUUCUCUCAGGUGGAUCUCAACGAAUGGUACCCUCGGUACUGGGCUUGCAUGCAAUACUUCCUCGACCAAGGACAACACUCAUCUAAUGUGCAGUCGUUAGCUGCUUUCGUCAACAUCCGGCUUCCAUACCAGCGAUUUUCUACGCCAGUCACUCGAUUUUCAAUGCCCCAACCCAUGAACCCUGGUGUGGAAGAAGCCCAGAAUGGCCCUUCACUUGUACCGUUGAGGCCUUUUAUCCGACGUCUCAUCGUGACUGGGUAUGAUACCCCAUCAGUUUUGCAAGCAUUUUUCGGCAACGAUUGGCAAGCUGGAGUCGGGUGUGUUUGGAAACAGGAACGAAUUAAUUACUUGUUUACUGCCAAGAGUGGAGGGUGGGCAUCGACCAAAGCGGCAUAUGACAUUCUUCCGGAUGAGCAGGCUCCAUUUCUUCAGCCCCUUCGUGAGGCUACUGAGGAGGAGCUACGGAUCGCCGAGUCACGGUGGAGUGAAUGGCUAGCAAUGGAAGAUUGGAUGGUGGGACCGCGUAGCCCAUGGUGACUGGGUCUGAUGAAGCGACGAGCUAUGAACUUGAUGAUAUUUGUCACUCUUUUACUGCUUUCUUUUGUUAUUCCAUCAUAUUUCCCUCUGUCUAUCUUUUUUAUUUAUUUUUUAUUUUUUUAAGGGUUGUUUACAGGUCUAAAAUUCGGACUUAUAUUUAGCGUGUCAAUUUAAUUUAAUUUAGAUUGAUU
Messenger RNA from Aspergillus alliaceus, 1348 nucleotides. RefSeq lists its product as uncharacterized. NCBI's taxonomy places the organism in Eukaryota, Fungi, Ascomycota, Eurotiomycetes, Eurotiales, Aspergillaceae. The transcript has 2 exons. The coding region runs from base 381 to 1157 and encodes 258 amino acids. The record is from RefSeq and is a predicted model, not a curated record.